Striga hermonthica is the source of this 942-nucleotide messenger RNA. NCBI's taxonomy places the organism in Eukaryota, Viridiplantae, Streptophyta, Magnoliopsida, Lamiales, Orobanchaceae. The record is from the annotation of a GenBank genome assembly.
AUGGAAUCGCAAUUGCAGCGCCCUUCGCAUGGCCAUCGUCGCUUCGGACAAGAUCCACAGCACGCUGGCCUACAUUCUGUGAUUGAGGGUGAAGGUGAUGAGGAGCAGCACGAGCACAAGUCGGUGCUGAAAAAGGUGAAGGAUAAGGCCAAGAAAAUCAAGGAUAAAAUCUCCAAACACCAACACCAACAAGGUGAAGAAGAAGAAGAUGAUGACGAUGAUGAAGAAGCAGAAGAAGAAGAAGUUGUGAAUGAUCCUGAAGUCCAUGGUGCCCCUAUGUAUGAAACCACUGUUAUCCGGAGCAUUGAUGUACCAGCUAAGACUAGCACUGAUGAAGCUCGACAUGUCGAGACAGGCCCAACGGCACCUGAACCGAGAGGCCCGGUAGAGCAGAGGCCCACUAGGCAUGAUGCUGAGGAACCAAAGAUGAAAAUUGGGCCUCUAAUGGGGUUGGAAGAGGAUCCUCACUCCCCAUACAACAGCCCACCAGCAUCCAACUACCAAUCCAAAGUCUCGGACCCAACAGGCGCUGGCGGCAAGGAAGCCGAUGUUUCUCCACUUGUGAGGCAGUUGGGCAAGCUGAAUGUAGGUGAGUUGGACAGGAGACCCGACAAGGAGAAGAGCGUGAGUUGCCAACAGUUCGCCCCUCAUCUCGACACCCAAGAAAAAAUCAGCACGGGCCCUGAAAAAACCCAUGUCCCGGCUGGAGACACAAUUGGUGGGAAGAUAUCUGAAUAUGCGGAGAAGGUGGCGGAGACGCUGGACCCGGUUUAUCAGAAGCUGAGGCCAGGGGACGACCACACAGCCGAGAAAAAUGAGAGCUCAGGGGAGGGAGUGAUUGAGAGGGUGAAGGAUGCGGUGGGAUCGUGGCUCGGGAGGCCCCACGACUCGGCUCACUUGAGCGGUUCGAGCAGAGAGGAAGGCUUGGAAGGAAAGAGUUGA